This is a messenger RNA of Mesorhabditis belari, 219 nucleotides long. NCBI's taxonomy places the organism in Eukaryota, Metazoa, Nematoda, Chromadorea, Rhabditida, Rhabditidae. The record is from the annotation of a GenBank genome assembly.
AUGCCCGUUGUAGAUGCGGCCAGGAAUAUCUACUUCAACAUUAUGUUCUGGGUCCUACUUUUCAGUCUCCCAAUCAAUCUGCUGGCUGCCUAUUUCUCGGCGACGAACGAUCGUUUAUCGCUGCCGAUUCGACUUUUUACAACCACAGAAAGUUGCUGUAAAGUCAUCUACGCGGCUCCUUUUGUGCUCUACUCGUUUUGUCAACUUCCGUUUAUAGAG